AUGGGGAAGCAGAACAGCAAACUCCGCCCAGAGGUGAUGCAGGACCUGCUGGAGAGCACGGACUUCACAGAGCAUGAGAUCCAGGAGUGGUACAAGGGCUUCCUGAGGGACUGCCCCAGCGGGAACCUCUCCAUGGAGGAGUUCAAGAAGAUCUACGGUAACUUCUUCCCCUACGGAGACGCCUCCAAGUUCGCCGAGCACGUCUUCCGCACCUUCGACGCCAACGGGGACGGGACCAUAGACUUCCGGGAGUUCAUCAUCGCUCUGAGCGUCACGUCACGGGGCAAGCUGGAGCAGAAACUGAAGUGGGCCUUCAGCAUGUACGACCUGGACGGGAACGGAUACAUCAGCAAGUCUGAGAUGCUGGAGAUCGUACAGGUGAGACAGGAACAGAGAGGUGGGAUUUGUAGUUCUGGUGUGAGUUAUUUGUAGGCCCAGCGUGUACGACCUGGACGGGAACGGAUACAUCAGCAAGGCAGAGAUGCUGGAGAUCGUACAGGUGAGACAGGAACAGAGAGGUGGGAUUUGUAGUUCUGGUGUGAGUUAUUUGUAGGCCCAGCGUGUACGACCUGGACGGGAACGGAUACAUCAGCAAGUCAGAGAUGCUGGAGAUCGUACAGGCGAGGAUUGACCUUCAGUAGUGUAUAGUCGACUGGUUGUCUUCUGUAUCGUGGUUCAUGUUGACUGAUUUAUUUGUUGAUCAGCAACAAUCCUACUGUUGGAUUUCACUCCCGUACGCCUGCACAUUCCAGUGUCUAUUGCAAUAUAUACUCAUGUUAAUUCCUGGUAAAAAAAAAUUGCAGAUGCCCCCAGACAGAAAGUGGCCAGAUCGGUUUUGAAACAGCAGCAACACUGUCUUUAUCCAUAAGACAUAGCAGUCCUAGCUCCCAGCCCGCUGGCAGACAGUCCCGCUGUAUCAACAGGACAUGUACUCUAAAGACUUUGCUAUGGCCAUCUAUCUAGUAGAGAAACACUUGGAGAAAAAAUACUUUACUAGGGAUUCAAGUAUUUCUUGACAAUGUAAUUGUCCUUGGCAGGCCGUUGCUUGGACCAUAUUCCUCCAACAGAACCGGCCAGACCACGUUGUGUUGCAAAGUGAAGAUAUCGUGUGACAUAAAAUUGUUAUCAUCAUGGAACAUUUAGCGAGAGCUUCAUUAGUUAUUUGUAGAUAUCUAUACUGAACAAAAAUAUAAACGCAACAUGCAACAAUUUAAAAGAUUUUACUGAGUUACAGUCCUAAUCUAUGGAUUUCACAUGACUGGGAAUACAGAGAUGCAUCUGUUGGUCACAGAUACCUUUAAAAAAAAAAGGUAGGGGUGUGGAUCAGAAAACCAGUCAGUAUCUGGUGUAAUCACAAUUUGCCUCAUGCAGCGUGACACAUCUCCUUCGCAUAGAGUUGAUCAGGCUGUUGAUUGUGGCCUGUGGAAUGUUGUCCCACUCCUCUUCAAUGGCUGUGCGAAGUUACUGGAUAUUGGCGGGAACUGGAACACGCUGUCGUACACGUCGAUCCAGAGCAUCCCAAACAUGCUCAAUGGGUGAUAUGUCUGGUGAGUAUGCAGGCCAUGGAAGAACUGGGACAUUUUCAGCUUCCAUUAAUUGUGUACAGAUCCUUGCGACAUGGGGCCGUGCAUUAUCAUGCUGAAACAUGAGGUGAUGGCGGCGGAUGAAUGGCACGACAAUGGGCCUCAGGAUCUCGUCACGGUAUCUCUGUGCAUUCAAAUUGCCAUUGAUAAAAUGCAAUUGUGUUCGUUGUCUGUAGCUUAUGCCUGCCCGUACCAUAACCCCACCGCCACCAUGGGGCACUCUGUUCACAACAUUGACAUCAGCAAACCGCUCACCCACACAACGCCAUACUGCCCGGUACAGUUGAAACCGGGAUUCAUCCAUGAAGAGCACACUUCUCCAGUGUGCCAGUGGCCAUCGAAGGUGAGCAUUUGUCCACUGAAGUCAGUUACGACGCCGAACUGCAGUCAGGUCAAGACCCUGGUGAGGACGACGAGCACGCAGAUGAGCUUCCCUGAGACGGUUUCUGACAGUUUGUGCAGAAAUUCUUCGGUUGUGCAAACCCACAGUUUCAUCAGCUGUCCGGGUGGCUGGUCUCAGACGAUCCGCAGGUGAAGGAGCCGGACGUGGAGGUCCUGGGCUGGCGUGGUUACACGUGGUCUGGGGAGGUCCUGGGUUGGCGUGGUUACACGUGGUCUGCGGUCGUGAGGCCGGUUGGACGUACUGCCAAAUUCUCUAAAAUGAUGUUGGAGGCGGCUUAUGGUAGAGAAAUUAACAUUAAAUUAUCUUGCAACAGCUCUGGUGGACAUUCCUGCAGUCAGCAUGCUAAUUGCACGCUCCCUCAAAACUUGAGACAUCUGUUGCAUUAUGUUGUGUGACAAAACUGCACAUUUUAGAGUGGCCUUUUAUUGUCCUCAGCACAAGGUGCACCUAUGUAAUGAUCAUGCUGUUUAAUCAGCUUCUUGAUAAGCCACACCUGUCAGGUGGAUGGAUUAUCUUGGCAAAGGAGAAAUAUUCAAUAAACAGGGAUGUAAACAAAUUUGUGCACCAAAUUUGAGAGAAAUACGUUUUUUGUGCGUAUGGACAAUUUCUGGGACCUUUUUAUUUCAGUUCAUGAAUCACUUUACAUGUUGCGUUUAUAUUUUUGUUCAGUGUAUAAUAUGGUGUCUGUGUGUUUUAUUCUGCAGGAGAUCUAUAAGAUGGUGUCUGUGUGUUUUAUUCUCCAGGAGAUCUAUAAGAUGGUGUCUGUGUGUUUUAUUCUCCAGGCGAUCUAUAAGAUGGUGUCUGUGUGUUUUUAUUCUCCAGGAGAUCUAUAAGAUGGUGUCUGUGUGUUUUAUUCUCCAGGAGAUCUAUAAGAUGGUGUCUGUGUGUUUUAUUCUCCAGGAGAUCUAUAAGAUGGUGUCUGUGUGUUUGUUCUCCAGGAGAUCUAUAAGAUGGUGUCUGUGUGUUUUAUUCUCCAGGCGAUCUAUAAGAUGGUGUCAUCUGUGAUGAAGAUGCCAGAGGAUGAGUCGACUCCAGAGAAGAGAACAGAGAAGAUCUUCAGACAGAUGGACACAAACAGAGACGGUGGGUCUCAUCUCAUCCACCUCAACACAUUACAGCCUAUAUUGGGAGCGUUAGUGUUAAAGUAGCUGGAGCAGUAAACUUUCAAUACCUUCAAAACUAUUGUUAGAUUAAUUUGUAUUUUUAAGAAUAAUGACUAAAGGAUUUCACCCCAAAUACAGUAUAAAUGUGUGAACUGUGUUAGAAUUAUAAUGUAUUGUCAACCUACUAACAGAGGGGGGCGGGACUAAACAUUCCAGGGUGAAAGGGACUGAGAAAAUGGGUUACAGGGGAGGGGGCCUCCUAGAGGUGGGCGGAGCAGGGUGCCUUGGUGUGGAAGGAGUAUAAAACAGUAUGUAUGUGUUUUGGGCGGCAGAGCUCUCCAUGAAUAAAGAUACAGAUAAUCCUUGUGGGUUGUGGACCUUUGAAUCAUUGAUGAUUAAAACCAGAGCCUUACAACCUCUGGUAAUGAUUCAAGCUUAGGUUGAAUUAGAGAUAUAAAUUCUUGUAACAACUAUAUAUCUGUUUUUAUAUAUAAAUAUAUAUAAAUGUGAAUAUUUGUAGCUACUUUUGAAGUUAAUACCUGCCGUCAACUUGUACAGUAUGUUAGGCGAUAAAGCUGGUUGGCGUUCUUCAUUUCACCUGUUACGUUAUUUUACAUUAUGAGCUUACCGUAGAUCCCCAAACAGUUGACCCACAACGGGAGACGGUGGUCCAUAGUUUCUAUAUCACAGUGACCCCAUACGUUCUAUAUCAUCACCCAUAGGGGUUCUAAUCUAUCGGAGCCCAUGCUUUAAAAUACUACAGUAGUCCAUGUGUUUCUAUAUAAAAUCAGUGACCCAUAGCGUUCUAUAUUUUUAAAAACCCAUAGUUUCUAUAUCAUCAUGGCCCAUAGCUUCUAUACUAUAAAAUGAGCCCAUAUGUUCUAUAUCUUCAGUGGUCCAUAGUUCUAUACUAUUGAGUCCUUGUUCUAUAUCCAGGUCCAUAUGUUCAUAUCUAUCAUGGUCCAACGUUCUAUAUCUAUCGUGAUCCUGUUGGGAGCCCUGGUUUCAUUCUUCAGUGAUCUCGCGGUACCCCAUAGUUUCUUACUACAGGAGCCUAUGUUCAUUCUAUCAUGACCCCAUAGUGUUCUAUAUCUACAUGAUCAUAUUUUUCUAUAUCAUCAGUGAGCCAUAGCGUUCUAUUCAUCAUGGUCUCUGCUGGGGGCCCCAUAUGUUCUAUAUCUAUCAUGAGUCCAAGUGUUCAUAUCCAUCAGUGAGUCCUGGCUUUCAAAUUCAUCAGUGAGUCUCUGCUGGUGAGCCCAAGCGUUCUAUAUCUUCGUGAGCCCAUACUUUCUAUUCUAUCAUGAGCCCAUGUUUUUCAACUAUCAGUGGGGCCCCUGCUUCUUUCUUCAGGAGCCCUAGCUUCAUAUCAUCAUGAGUCUCCGGGGUGACCCAUAGGUUCUUUCUAUGUGAGUCUCUCUGGUGACCCUAGGGGUUCUAUAUCUACUUGAUCUCUGUUGGUGACCAUAGCGUUCAAAAUUCUACGUAGCCAUACUUCUAUAUCACAUGGUCCAUAGUGUUCUAAUCUAUCUGAGCCCAUGUGUUUCUUUUUCCUCAGGGGUCCGCUGGUGAGCCCAUAGUUUCUAUAUCUACAGUAUCUCUCGGGGGUGAUCCAUUGUUCUUAUCUAUCAUGAUCCCCUGCUGUGACCCCCAUAGUGUUCUAUACUUCUGAUCUCUCGGGUGGGGGCCCAUACGUUCUAUAUUUCUUAUUAUCUCUUUUUGGUACCCAUACGUUCUAUAUCUAUCGGUGGCCCCGUUCUAUUCUACAUGACCCUAGUGUUCAUACUAUCAUAGUCUCUGCUGGUGACCCAAGCGUUCUAUUCUAUCAUGAUCUCUGCUGGGGAGCCCAUACUUUCUAUAUCAUCAUGAGUCUCGCGGGUGAGCCCAUACGUUCAAAAUAUCUAUCAAUCUCCGGGAGCCCACUUCAUUCUUCAGUGUCUCUGUUGGUACCCCCAUGGGUUCUAUACAUCUUAUCUCUCGGGUGACCCAUACGUUUAAUCUAUCAGUGGGUCUCGCUGGUGCCCCCAUAGCGUUCUAUUCUAUAGUGACCCUCUCGGGGACCCAUAGCUUCAAUCACGGGAUCCGCGGUGACCCAUAGCGUUCAAAAUUUCAUCUGAGUCCAUAGUUUUUCUAAUUCUAUCAGUGAGUCCAUUGUUCUAAUAUCAGUGAUCCGCGGGUGACCCAUAGCGUCUUAUCUAUCGGUGAGCCCCUCUGUUGAAAAGGCCACCUGGGGUAUGAAGUUGCACUUUCUGCCAAAUCAUCCAAGCUUUUUUAUUUCUCUGUACAGGGGCCAUUUUUGUCCCACGCUUCCACAGCUCUGUUUUUUUUUCCCCUCUCUUCCUUCAAAAAGCAUAAACUACUUUGUUAUUUCUAAAUUUCUCUUUUUCCUUUCCCUUGAAAAGCCCCCUUUCCUCCCCAAAUACUUCCCGGGUACUACCAGCUAGCUUGUUAUAACUUUAUGAGCUGGAUUUGUCUGUCUUUGCAAUUCAUUUAUGUACGUUUAGCUAACAGCGUCCAUGUGAUUUCGUUAUUAGUUUGUGCUAAAUUUGUUAGCAUUCUGGUAAUAGAGGCCCAAUGGGCUUUUCUCACGUUCUUAGCGCCCCCUUGUGUGCUCUGCCGGUAAUACCCUCAAUCCCGGGAUGAUAGGAGGAUGGUAUGACAAUAUGAAAAUGGGGAUACUGUCCAAGCCUAGCUAGUUAUAUAAUGUUGAUUCUCUGUGACUGAAGCUUCCUGGCUAGAGAGGACAGGUCACUCUUACUCAGACAACAACGCUUCAUCCCAGCUGCCAAACUAACCCUGAUUCAGAUGACCAUCCUACCCACGCUAGAUUACGGAGACGUUAUUUAUAGAUCGGCAGGUAAGGGUGCUCUCGAGCGGCUAGAUGUUCUUUACCAUUCGGCCAUCAGAUUUGCCACCAAUGCUCCUUAUAGGACACAUCACUGCACUCUAUACUCCUCUGUAAACUGGUAAUCUCUGUAUACCAGUCGCAAGACCCACUGGUUGAUGCUUAUUUAUAAAACCCUGUUAGGCCUCACUCCCCCCUAUCUGAGAUACCUACUGCAGCCCUCAUCCUCCACAUACAACAUCCGUUCUGCCAGUCACAUUCUGUUAAAGGUCCCCAAAGCACACACAUCCCUGGGUCGCUCCUCUUUCCAGUUCGCUGCAGCUAGCGACCGGAACGAGCUGUAAAAAACACUCAAACUGGACAGUUUUAUCUCCAUCUCUUCAUUCAAAGACUCAAUCAUGGACACUCUUACUGCCAGUUGUGGCUGCUUCACGUGAUGUAUUGUUGUCUCUACCUUCUUGCCCUUUGUGCUGUUGUCUGUGGACAAUAAUGUUUGUACCAUGUUUUAUGCUGCUACCAUGUUGUGUUGCUACCAUGUUGUGUUGUUGUCUUAGGUCUCUCUUUAUGUAGUGUUGUGGUGUCUCUCUUUAUAUAGUGUUGUGGUGUCUCUCUUUAUGUAGUGUUGUGGUGUCUCUCUUUAUGUAGUGUUGUGGUGUCUCUCUCUCUCUCUUUAUGUAGUGUUGUGGCGUCUCUCUUUAUGUAGUGUUGUGGCGUCUCUCUUUAUGUAGUGUUGUGGUGUCUCUCUCACUUUAUGUAGUGUUGUGGUGUCUCUCUCACUUUAUGUAGUGUUGUGGUGUCUCUCUCUCAUUAUGUAGUGUUGUGGUGUCUGUCUCUCUUUAUGUAGUGUUGUGGUGUCUCUCUUUAUGUAGUGUUGUGGUGUCUCUCUUUAUGUAGUGUUGUGGUGUCUCUCUCUCUUUAUGUAGUGUUGUGGUGUCUCUCUCUCUUUAUGUAGUGUUGUGGUGUCUCUCUCUCUUUAUGUAGUGUUGUGGCGUCUCUCUUUAUGUAGUGUUGUGGUGUCUCUCUUUAUGUAGUGUUGUGGUGUCUCUCUUUAUGUAGUGUUGUGGUGUCUCUCUUUAUGUAGUGUUGUGGUGUCUCUCUUUAUGUAGUGUUGUGGCGUCUCUCUUUAUGUAGUGUUGUGGUGUCUCUCUUUAUGUAGUGUUGUGGUCUCUCUUUAUGUAGUGUUGUGGCGUCUCUCUUUAUGUAGUGUUGUGGCGUCUCUCUUUAUGUAGUGUUGUGGUUGUCCUCUUUAUGUAGUGUUGUGGUGUCUCUCUUUAUGUAGUGUUGUGGUGUCCUCUUUAUGUAGUGUUGUGGUGUCUCUCUUUAUGUAGUGUUGUGGUGUCUCUCUUUAUGUAGUGUUGUGGUGUCUCUCUUUAUGUAGUGUUGUGGUGUCUCUCUUUAUGUAGUGUUUGUGGCGUCUCUCUUUAUGUAGUGUUUGUGGUGUUUCUCUUUAUGUAGUGUUGUGGUGUCUCUCUUUAUGUAGUGUUGUGGUGUCUCUCUUUAUGUAGUGUUGUCUCUCUUUAAUGUUAGUGUUUGUGGUGUCCUCUCUUUAUGUAGUGUUGGUGGGCGUCUCUCUUUAUGUAGUGUUGUGGUGUCUCCUUUUAUGUAGUGUUGUGGUGUCUCUAUGUAGUGUUGUGGGUCUCUCUUUAUGUAGUGUUGUGGUGUCUCUCUCUCUUAUGUAGUGUUGUGGUGUCUCUCUCUCUUUAUGUAGUGUUGUGGUGUCUCUCUCUCUCUUUUAUGUAGUCUUGUGGGUGCUCUCUUUAUGUAGUGUUGUGGUCUCUCUUUAUGUAGUGUUAUGGUGUCUCUCUCUCUUUAUGUAGUGUUGUGGUGUCUCUCUCUUUUUAUGUAGUGUUGUGGUGUCUCUCUUUAUGUAGUUGUUGUGGCGUCUCUCUUUAUGUAGUGUUUGUGGUGUCUUCUUUAUGUAGUGUUUGUGGUGUCUCUCUCUCUUUAUGUAGUGUUGUGGUGUCUCUCUCUCUUUAUGUAGUGUUGUGGUGUCUCUCUUUAUGUAGUGUUGUGGUCUCUCUUUAUGUAGUGUUGUGGUGUCCUCUUUAUGUAGUGUUGUGGUGUCUCUCUUUAUGUAGUGUUGUGGUGUUCUCUCUCUUUAUGUAGUGUUGUGUGUCUCUCUCUCUUUAUGUAGUGUUGGGGUGUCUCUCUCCUCUCUCUCUUUAUGUAGUGUUGUGGUGUCUCUCUUUAUGUAGUGUUGUGGUGUCUCUCUUUAUGUAGUGUUGUGGUGUCUCUCUCUCUUUAUGUAGUGUUGUGGCGUCUCUCUUAUGUAGUGUUUGUGGUGUCUCUCUUUAUGUAGUGUUGUGGUGUCUCUCUUUAUGUAGUGUUGUGGUGUCUCUCUCUCUUUAUGUAGUGUUGUGGUGUCCUCUUUAUGUAGUGUUGUGGUGUCUCUCUCUCUUUAUGUAGUGGUUGUGGCGUCUCUCUUUAUGUAGUGUUGUGGCGUCUCUCUAUGUAGUGUUGUGGUGUCUCUCUUUAUGUAGUGUUGUGGUCUCGUCUUUAUGUAGUGUUGUGGUGUCUCUCUUUAUGUAGUGUUGUGGCGUCUCUCUUUAUGUAGUGUUUGUGUCGUCUCCUCUUUAUGUAGUGUUGUGGUUGUCUCUCUUUAUUAGUUGUUGUGGUGUCUCUCUUUAUGUAGUGUUGUUGGCGUCUCUCUUUAUGUAGUGGUUGUGGCGUCUCUCUUUAUGUAGUGUCGUGGUGUCCUCUCUUUAUGUAGUGUCGUGGUGUCUCUCUCUCUUUAUGUAGUGUCGUGGUGUCUCUCUCUAUGUAGUGUUGUGGUGUCUCUCUCACUUUAUGUAGUGUUGUGGUGUCCUCUCUUUAUGUAGUGUUGUGGUGUCUCUCUCUCUUUAUGUAUGUGUUUGUGGUCUCGCUGUAUGGUAGUGUUGUGGUCUCUCUGAAUGUAGUGUUGUGGUGUCUCUCUCUCUUUAUGUAGUGGUUGUGGUGUCUCUCUUUAUGGUAGUGUUGUCUCUCUUUAUGUAGUGUUGUGGUGUCUCUAUGUAGUGUUGUGGUGUCUCUCUCUCUUUAUGUAGUGUUGUGUGUCUCUCUCUCUUUAUGUAGUGUUGUGGUGUCUCUCUUUAUGUAGUGUUUUGUCUCUCUUAUGUGUGUUGUCUCUCUUUAUGUAGUGUUUGUGGCGUCUCUCUUUAUGUAGUGUUUGUGGGUCCUCUCUUUAUGUAGUGUUGUGGUGUCUCUCUCUCUUUAUGUAGUGUUGUGGCGUCUCUCUUUAUGUAGUGUUGUGGCGUCUCUCUAUGUAGUGUUGUGGUGUCUCUCUUUAUGUAGUGUUGUGGUCUCUCUUUAUGUAGUGUUGUGGUGUCUCUCUUUAUGUAGUGUUGUGGCGUCUCUCUUUAUGUAGUGUUGUGUCGUCUCUCUUUAUGUAGUGUUGUGGUGUCUCUCUUUAUGUAGUGUUGUGGUGUCUCUCUUUAUGUAGUGUUGUGGCGUCUCUCUUUAUGUAGUGUUGUGGCGUCUCUCUUUAUGUAGUGUCGUGGUGUCUCUCUUUAUGUAGUGUCGUGGUGUCUCUCUCUCUUUAUGUAGUGUCGUGGUGUCUCUCUCUAUGUAGUGUUGUGGUGUCUCUCUCACUUUAUGUAGUGUUGUGGUGUCUCUCUUUAUGUAGUGUUGUGGUGUCUCUCUCUCUUUAUGUAGUGUUGUGGUCUCUCUGUAUGUAGUGUUGUGGUCUCUCUGAAUGUAGUGUUGUGGUGUCUCUCUCUCUUUAUGUAGUGUUGUGGUGUCUCUCUUUAUGUAGUGUUGUCUCUCUUUAUGUAGUGUUGUGGUGUCUCUUAUGUAGUGUUGUGGUGUCUCUCUCUCUUUAUGUAGUGUUGUGGUGUCUCUCUCUCUUUAUGUAGUGUUGUGGUGUCUCUCUUUAUGUAGUGUUGUCUCUCUUUAUGUAGUGUUGUCUCUCUUUAUGUAGUGUUGUGGCGUCUCUCUUUAUGUAGUGUUGUGGUGUCUCUCUUUAUGUAGUGUUGUUGUGUCUCUUAUGUAGUGUUGUGGUGUCUCUCUUUAUGUAGUGUUGUGGUGUCUCUCUUUAUGUAGUGUCGUGGUGUGUCUCUCUCUCUUUAUGUAGUGUCGUGGUGUCUCUCUCUCUUUAUGUAUGUCCGUGGUGUCUCUCUCUCUUUAUGUAGUGUCGUGGUGUCUCUCUUUAUGUAGUGUUGUGGUGUCUCUCUUUAUGUAGUGUCGUGGUGUCUCUCUUUAUGUAGUGUCGUGGUGUCUCUCUCUCUUUAUGUAGUGUCGUGGUGUCUCUCUCUAUGUAGUGUUGUGGUGUCUCUCUCACUUUAUGUAGUGUUGUGGUGUCUCUCUUUAUGUAGUGUUGUGGUGUCUCUCUCUCUUUAUGUAGUGUUGUGGUGUCUCUCUCUUUAUGUAGUGUUGUGGUGUCUCUCUUUAUGUAGUGUUGUGGUGUCUCUCUCUCUCUCUUUAUGUAGUGUUGUGGUCUCUCUGAAUGUAGUGUUGUGGUGUCUCUCUCUCUUUAUGUAGUGUUGUGGUGUCUCUUUAUGUAGUGUUGUGGUGUCUCUCUUUAUGUAGUGUUGUGGCGUCUCUCUUUAUGUAGUGUUGUGGUGUCUCUCUCUCUCUCUUUAUGUAGUGUUGUGGCGUCUCUCUUUAUGUAGUGUUGUGGUGUCUCUCUCUCUUUAUGUAGUGUUGUGGUGUCUCUUUAUGUAGUGUUGUGGCGUCUCUCUUUAUGUAGUGUUGUGGUGUCUCUCUCUCUUUAUGUAGUGUUGUGGUGUCUCUCUUUAUGUAGUGUUGUGGUGUUAUUCUCUAUCCCAGCCCCCGUCCCCGCAGGAGGCCUUUUGCCUUUUGGUAGGCCGUCAUUGUAAAUAAGAAUUUGUUCUUAACUGACUUGCUUAUUUAAAUAAAGGUAAACAAAUAUAUAUAUAUAUAUAUCACACUGAACAGAGAAGACACUGUAACUCUAUUGGAGAGAGAUGAGAGAGAGGGGGAGGAGCUAGAGGGAGAAGACUAACUAUGCUGUCUUUCUCUGGCUCAUUAUUCCAAUCACGAGUACUGGAGGACUAGUCUGGGAGGGUGUGUUGGGGGGAGUCUGGGAGGGUGUGUUGGGGGGAGUCUGGGAGUGUGUGUUGGGGGGAGUCUGGGAGGGUGUGUUUGGGGGGAGUCUGGGAGUGUGUGUUGGGGGGAGUCUGGGAGGGUGUGUUGGGGGAGUCUGGGAGGGUGUGUUGGGGGAGUGUGUUGGGGGAGUCUGGGAGUGUGGUUGGGGGAGUCUGGGAGGGUGUGUUGGGGGGAGUCUGGGGAGAGGGUGUGUUGGUGGGGGAGUCGGGAGGGUGUUUGGGGGGAGUCGGGAUGGGUGUGUUGGGGGAGUCUGGGAGGGUGUGUUGGGGGGAGUCUGGGAGGGUGUGUUGGGGGAGUCUGGGAGGGUGUGUGAUGAAUAAUGAAUCUCGGUACUGCCACCUGUUGAUGGAAAGUUAAUAAUCCCAUAUCUACCUUCUAGCAUUACCACCUGUUAAUAAUCCCCGAUCUGCCUUCUAGCAUUACCACCUGUUAAUAAUCCCAUAUCUGCCUUCUAGCAUUACCACCAGUUAAUAAUCCCAUAUCUACCUUCUAGCAUUACCACCUGUUAAUAAUCCCAUAUCUGCCUUCUAGCAUUACCACCAGUUAAUAAUCCCAGAUCUGCCUUCUAGCAUUACCACCUGUUAAUAAUCCCAUAUCUGCCUUCUAGCAUUACCACCAGUUAAUAAUCCCAGAUCUGCCUUCUAGCAUUACCACCAGUUAAUAAUCCCAGAUCUGCCUUCUAGCAUUACCACCAGUUAAUAAUCCCAGAUCUGCCUUCUAGCAUUACCACCAGUUAAUAAUCCCAGAUCUGCCUUCUAGCAUUACCACCAGUUAAUAAUCCCAGAUCUGCCUUCUAGCAUUACCACCAGUUAAUAAUCCCAGAUCUGCCUUCUAGCAUUACCACCAGUUAAUAAUCCCAGAUCUGCCUUCUAGCAUUACCACCAGUUAAUAAUCCCAGAUCUGCCUUCUAGCAUUACCACCAGUUAAUAAUCCCAGAUCUGCCUUCUAGCAUUACCACCAGUUAAUAAUCCCAGAUCUGCCUUCUAGCAUUACCACCAGUUAAUAAUCCCAGAUCUGCCUUCUAGCAUUACCACCAGUUAAUAAUCCCAGAUCUGCCUUCUAGCAUUACCACCAGUUAAUAAUCCCAGAUCUGCCUUCUAGCAUUACCACCUGUAACUGUCUCUGGAGGAGUUCAUUAAGGUUAAUAUAACCUGACUGUCUCCUGUUGUGUUUCUCCAGGUAAACUGUCUCUGGAGCAGUUCAUUAAGGGUUAAUAUAACCUGACUGUCUCCUGUUGUUGUGUUUCUCCAGGUAAACUGUCUCUGGAGGAGUUCAUUAAGGGUGCUAAAAGUGACCCCUCCAUCGUGCGUCUGUUACAGUGUGACCCCAGCAGCGCUGGACAGUUCUAA
Coregonus sp. 'balchen' is the source of this 12323-nucleotide messenger RNA. The record is from the annotation of a GenBank genome assembly. NCBI's taxonomy places the organism in Eukaryota, Metazoa, Chordata, Actinopteri, Salmoniformes, Salmonidae.